ACCGUAUCACAUUUCCAGCUAAUUACACAAAACCGUCGAUAAAUAAUUGUUUAUAGAAAGAAAUAAAUACAAGAAAAACGUCAAAGGAUAGCUACUAUAAGUAAGGCAGACUUUAGGAACCCAAAAUUCUGUUAUUAAUUUACAAAAACUAAAGAGUUUUUCACUUUUCAGUUUCUCUUCUUACCAUUCACUCUAAAAAAACAGAGUCUUUAUAAAACCGAUCUCAGAUUCUGAAUCUGAAUCAGAAUCUGGAUCAACAUAAUUUUCUAACAAAAAAAAUGGCUUCGGGUGGUGGUGACGAUGGGCUUCGUCGGCGAGGCUGUUCAUGCACAAAAGACGAUUUCUUACCGGAAGAAUCGUUCCAAAGCAUGGGGAAUUACCUAAAAGCCCUUAAAGAAACACCGAGUCGGUUCAUGGAUCGUAUUAUGACUCGGUCACUAGACUCCGACGAGAUUAACGAGAUGAAGGCUCGUAGUGGUCACGAGAUGAAGAAGACGUUGACGUGGUGGGAUCUCAUGUGGUUUGGUAUCGGUGCAGUCAUCGGCUCUGGGAUAUUCGUUCUCACUGGACUCGAAGCACGUAAUCAUUCCGGUCCAGCCGUCGUGUUGUCUUACGUUGUCUCUGGUGUCUCCGCCAUGCUCUCCGUCUUUUGUUACACCGAGUUCGCCGUUGAGAUUCCCGUCGCAGGUAACAAAAUUAUCAUUUCCUCUGUUUCUCAUUUAUAUUUAUAUUUUCGUUUUUUUUUUGGUAUGUUAUAUUUAUAUUUUCUUGUUAGAGAAUUUCUAAUUUGAAAAAGUUGAAAAAUAUUAAAAUUUACAAGUUUAAAAUUUCAUUUUUACAUCUUUGAACUAAAGACGCAUCUUAACAGAUCCUAUUUUUUUGUAACGUCGGUCAUAAAUAUGCGAAUUUCAAGAAAAUGUUCAGACUAUAUUUUUUAGGAUUAGUGUCAUAAGUAGGAAGAUAGGGAAAAUACGUUUAAGCAGGCUAAGAGUCUCUUAGCUGGUUAAAUUUAGUUUUAAUUACGAUUUACAUGUUUAAACGAAACGCAUAUUUGAGGAUAUCUUUUCUAGCGAUAUUCUAACUAUAGUGUCAUCAUAAUUAGGGAAUAGAAAAAUGUAGCGUACAUUUAUCAAGAUCUAAUAAAUAUGCAGACGUAUCAUUUCUGACAACUUCGUCAAUAAGAAAAUAUUCUACUUGAUUCAAUCAUUUAUGCUGGUGCAUUUUUCCGGCAACUUAAUCCUUCUUUUUUUGGUUCGGUGUCGAUUAAGUUUUUGUCCCAUGUUUUGGGAGUCACUAGUGGUUAUGAGUCCUUUUUUUAUAUAUCAGUUGCAUAAUUCACCUCAAUACAACGACCAAUAAAAUAUUCUGUUGAUGUACAAAGAGUCAACCAUACGAUAUGCUUUUAGUAAUACUUCUAAACUCAACAUUAAUUAAAAAUGUAGUUAUUGUCUUACUUGUAAAUUAUUUAGGUUAAAACCAAAAAAAAAAAAACUAUUUAGGUUUAAAAUGUGUAAAUGAAUAAGAUCAGCUUCUUUAUUACAAAAAUUACUAUAGAACAAAUAUUGAAUUUUCAACUCUCGUAGCGUGACGGAAUCUCUGGGGUCAACUAGUUGACAUCUGACUUAUGAGGGUCGUUCACACUAUCUAGUAUCAAUCUACUAUUUAUCCUCCGUUUUUUUCCUUUUAAAUUUGAUAGUAGCUACAAUACUAUCAAAUCACAAAUUAAACAAUCGAAUGAUUUGAUUAUUAUCUUAGAGUUGCAAAAUAUUUGUUGCCAUUUAUUAGAUUGUUAGCUACUUUUAAAAUUGUAUUUAAAACUUUGUAAUUUCACAAUUUUAGUCAUGGGGUCUACCUAGAAGACUUUUACAUACAGACAAAGAAAUUAAGCUAAACAGAUGAUUACUUACGUCAAUGACCUUAUAUACGCGGUUCUUUUGCCUACUUAAGAGUGGAGCUCGGCGACUUCAUGGCCUUCAUCGCCGCGGGAAACAUAAUCCUCGAAUACGUUGUCGGUGGAGCUGCCGUGGCUCGAUCGUGGACCUCUUACUUCGCCACUCUCUUAAACCAUAAACCUGAAGACUUCCGCAUCAUAGUUCACAAACUCGGCGAAGACUAUAGCCACUUAGAUCCAAUAGCCGUCGGCGUUUGCGCCAUCAUUUGUGUUUUAGCUGUCGUUGGCACAAAAGGCUCCUCAAGAUUCAAUUACAUUGCUUCUAUAAUCCACAUGGUCGUGAUUCUCUUUGUUAUCAUCGCCGGAUUUACUAAAGCCGAUGUGAAAAACUACAGCGAUUUCACUCCUUACGGCGUUAGAGGAGUGUUUAAAUCCGCCGCGGUUCUUUUCUUUGCCUAUAUUGGAUUUGAUGCGGUUUCAACGAUGGCUGAGGAGACAAAGAAUCCAGGGAGAGAUAUUCCUAUUGGUCUUGUUGGAUCGAUGGUGGUUACUACGGUUUGUUAUUGUCUCAUGGCGGUUACGUUGUGUCUUAUGCAGCCGUAUCAACAGAUUGAUCCGGACGCGCCAUUCUCGGUUGCGUUUUCUGCCGUUGGAUGGGAUUGGGCUAAGUACAUUGUCGCCUUUGGGGCUCUUAAAGGUAUGACGACGGUUUUGUUAGUUGGGGCCAUUGGUCAAGCUAGGUACAUGACACACAUAGCCCGAGCCCAUAUGAUGCCUCCAUGGCUAGCUCAAGUCAACGCAAAGACCGGAACACCAAUUAACGCGACCGUGGUAAUGCUUGCCGCGACAGCUCUCAUAGCAUUCUUCACAAAACUGAAAAUUUUAGCCGAUCUCUUGUCUGUUUCCACACUUUUCAUCUUCAUGUUCGUUGCUGUGGCUCUUCUCGUUAGAAGAUAUUACGUCACCGGAGAAACAUCGACCCGUGACCGUAACAAGUUUUUAGUGUUCUUAGGUUUGAUUCUUGCGUCCUCUACCGCGACUGCUGUUUAUUGGGCUUUGGAAGAAGAAGGUUGGAUUGGGUAUUGCAUUACGGUUCCUAUAUGGUUUCUGUCUACGGUUGCCAUGAAGUUUCUUGUACCGCAAGCUAGGGCUCCGAAAAUUUGGGGUGUUCCUUUGGUUCCGUGGUUGCCUUCUGCUUCCAUCGCUAUUAAUAUCUUCCUUCUUGGUUCCAUCGAUACAAAAUCGUUCGUUAGGUUUGCAAUCUGGACAGGUAUUCUGCUCAUAUAUUACGUCUUGUUUGGGUUGCACGCAACGUAUGAUACAGCUAAGGCGACGUUGAAGGAGAAGCAGGCAUUGCAGAAAGCUGAGGAAGGUGGUGUUGUUGCUGAUAAUUCUUGUUCUGCAACUUAAGCUCACUAGUUGGUUUUAAUAUAUUGUUAAAGUGUUUGGCUUUGGAUUCGGGUUUAUUAAUAGUUGUCAGAUUCUUCGUUUGGUUAAUUAGUGUUCUGAUCUCAAGAAUUGUAAUGUCUUUGGUUUGUUUAGAUUUUCAAUAUGUUAAUAGAUUUUCUUCACAUUUGCAUCAAACAUGAUAAUUAAGGUCUGGUUUAAUCCUUCUCAAGUAAAAUAGAUGUGUGACAAAAGU
Messenger RNA from Arabidopsis thaliana (thale cress), 3533 nucleotides. RefSeq names its product amino acid transporter 1 (gene AAT1). The transcript is spliced from 3 exons. The record is from RefSeq and is marked reviewed. Gene Ontology annotation, cellular component: membrane; plasma membrane. Bases 1967 to 3301 code for a protein of 444 amino acids. Gene Ontology annotation, molecular function: transmembrane transporter activity. Gene Ontology annotation, biological process: transmembrane transport. NCBI's taxonomy places the organism in Eukaryota, Viridiplantae, Streptophyta, Magnoliopsida, Brassicales, Brassicaceae.